UGACGAUCAAUUCCGCGCUAACGUUCCACGUGCUAAGUCGAUUGCUACGCCCGACGCUACGCGCGCAUACUGCCGGCGGAAGAAAGAGAAAAGAAAUAGAAAAAGUAAAAGAAUGAAUUUCUCGGAAGAUAUACAAGUGCGUGUUGUGGAAUCCGACGAGGGUGAAGCCCUAAUGCAGUUCCUCCUAGAGCACUACUACCGCGAGGAGCCGCUGACCGCCGGCUGCAGUCCCCCGGAGCCAGAGCAGGCUGACAAGGAUUUCUUGCUGUCGAACAUCCCGCACGGCACCUGUCUGGUCGUCGUCCAGGGCGGCAGUCGCAUUGUAGGCGCCCUCGUGGCAGGGCCUAAGGAUGCCCACGAGGCGGAACACCUCGCCGAGGAAGUGGUCGAGCAUUCCGGCACCAAGUGGGGCCGCAUCCUGGGGCUGCUUGCCCGCGUCGAGCGGGAGACCAACGUUUGCAAGAGAUACGGCGUACCUUCGACCAUACAUGUCCAUGCCUUGGGCAUUGACCCCAGACUGCGAGGCCUGGGCCUGGGCGCCCGCCUCAUGAGCGCUGUGGCCGAACGCGCCCGGGCUCUUGGCCAUCCGCUCGUGACGGUCGACUGCACCAGCCUCUACUCCGCCGGCCUGAUGGCCCGUCUCGGAUACGAGCUGAUAAACACCAUCCGCUAUGACGAAUAUCUGGACGAGUUCGGCCAGCAAGUCUUUCGCCCACCAGCCCCUCACGACAGUGUAAAAACCUAUGUGCUCCGGUUGUAACGCAGUUUUUAUCUGUCAUUAUAUAGAUAAGGUGCAGUUCGAAAACCAUUAUUUUAGUGCCCAGAGUAGUGUCCUCGUAUAUAUGAUAAGGCAAUCGAAAUCAAUGCUACAUGGUAUUUUCACAUUAAUUUAACUAAUGCAGUGCCAUUAAUUAAUAGGAACAAAAAAUAUUUUACACUCUAGAAAGAUCUUCCGAGACUAUUUAAGGCAAACAGGUAUGCCACACCAUCGAUCAUUUCCAGGGAUAUUCACAGUGUCGACUCACCCAAAGCUUUUGUUAAUUUUAAAUUUUUUCCCAUAUAUAUUUUGCUUUAAUUUUUCAUCGCGUUUUUGUACGAUACUGUGCCUGCGUUUCAAAGCUUCUAGUUUACCACUUGGCAACCAUUUGUGGAACUUGUGGAACCUGUGGAACUUAUAGCCGCUUAUCGCUCAAAUCAAAGAGUAUUCUAAAGAGCGAGCCCCUCUCCCACAUUUCUGCUGAAAUGAAUUUUUCACUCAAGUCAAGUAUCGCCAAUGUAGACCUCAGGAAAUCGGCUAUAAACCUACUAACAUAUUAUGUUGUGUGUGUGUGGCCUUUUGGAUUUGUAACUCCUGCCGUUGCCAACAUUUUUUAUCACCUAAUGGACAUUUAUCUGUAUAAAAAGAGACUGCUUACUUUGAUAUAUGGAAAUAUACGGUUGAAAAUUGUUAAAAAGUUA
This is a messenger RNA of Drosophila pseudoobscura, 1458 nucleotides long. RefSeq names its product Agmatine N-acetyltransferase (gene AgmNAT). The transcript has a single exon. NCBI's taxonomy places the organism in Eukaryota, Metazoa, Arthropoda, Insecta, Diptera, Drosophilidae. The coding region runs from base 113 to 760 and encodes 215 amino acids. The record is from RefSeq and is a predicted model, not a curated record. Gene Ontology annotation, molecular function: N-acetyltransferase activity.